UGAAUUUUGAACUUCAAAGUUCUUAAAAAUUCUUUCAAUUAAGUUUUUAACAAUUAAAAAUGUAUAAAAUAAUAAUAAUCUCAUCAGUCUUCAUUCUCACAUUCCUCAAUGUCUAUGAUUCAGUACACAUCGAAUGCAAUUACGGGAUUCUUGGUUUAUGGGCAGUUGGCAACAAAUAUCGCUGCUCUGUCGACAAUCAUCUCUUUAUUGACUCACCAGAAAAAGCACAGAUUGAUGACAUAUCAGGAACUCACAUGAAUGGAAAAGACAAUAAUGAUGAAAUUUAUUUUCACAUUCGAUCUAAAGCUGUGCAGUACUUGCCUCGUGGAUUGGAAAAGUUCUUCAAAAAUGUCACUGGAAUCGCUGUUUGGUAUGAUCUUCUAAAAGAAAUCCAUCAAUUUGAUUUUAAGCCAUUUAAAAGUUUGGAAUGUGUCAACAUUUUUGAAUCUAAAAUUGAGAUUAUUGAAGAAAAUAUUUUCGAUUACAAUCCAAAUUUAAUAGCUGUGUCUUUUGGAAAAGCUAACAUCUUUCACAUAGGAUCAACAGUUUUUGAUCAUCUGUCAAAAUUAACUUCAUUACAUUUAGGAGGCAACACGUGCAUUAAUGAGUUCAAAGAAAAUAAUCGAGCAGGUGUCGAACAAAUUAUAAGAAAUAUAAAACUUAAUUGCAUUAGCUCGGAAUUCUUAAAUUUUGAUAAGAAACUUAAAAUUCUUGAAAAUUCUGAAAAUUUGAAAGUUGAUUUAAAUAAUUUUGAAACUGAAUUUAGAACUUCAAAAUUUGCAAGCUGCUUACCAUUGAAUCUAAGACUCUUGAAAAUAAAAGACCACACAAAUGAUGAAAUGACACCAACUGACAAACUUAAGAUUGCAGCAACAACAGCAACCACAGUAAGUUUAAACUGCUCAGAAAGUCAGAAUUGGACAGAAACGUAUCAAAACCAAAGCAUUAUUGAUGACUUGCAAAUCAAAAACUUUGAAAAUUUGAAAUAUUUAAGAACUUUAACUGAAGAUAUUAAGGCAUCACAAUUUAGGUUAUUUACUGCUUGUAACAGUCAAUCUAUAACAGAUAAUAACACAUUUAAUGAAAAACUUAUCCGAUUAGAGUUUAAAUUGACAACUUUUGGAGAAAAAUUUAAAAAGCUUGAGGAAAAUCUGAAGGAACUAAAUAUGAAAAUUGAUAAUUCAAAUAUUAUUGAAAUUGAAAAGAAAAUGAUUGAAAAAAUUGGGUUAAUAAUUGAAGAAAAAUUUGAAAAAUUGUUAAAAGCUCUGAAAGUCAACAGUGAACUCAACUCUAUAGAGUUUUAAAUUUCAGAAUAUUUUAAUCUAAAAAGUUAAAUCAGCAACAUAAUUUUUGCAGAAUUAUCGAAAAAUCACAAAAUUUUAAACUAAAAAAAUUUCCAAUUGAUUUGUCACUGCAUCCGCAUUUCACGGCAUCUAUUCUAUUUAUCCAGUUAUGAUAAUACGUAAAAUAAGCAGAAAUAGUUGAAAAUUGAAAAAAAAAUCAUAAAAUUAAAUCAAUUAUUGAAUUUGGCUUAAAUAUUUUUCAGAAAAUACUUUUUAAAUACAUUUUACACACAGUCAUCAUUAUUGAGGCUUUAUGAAUGAAAUGAAUAGGAGCUUAAUAUACAAAAUUGAUUUCAUGCAGAUAAUGCAUGAGAAUUUGCAUAUUUUUUUGAUAAUUGUGUAUUCGGUGAGUGGUGCUUAAAGUGCAAAUUUUGAGUUGUUGCUGAAUAAAUUUAUCACAUCAGUUUGGAGGUAUCGGAACUUGAAAAAGUGUUUUAUAUUAGUCAAUGCUGCUCAAAUUAUUAAAGUUUUUAACUUUAAAGAUUUUUUAAACAUUUUCUGACUUUUAUACUUGAAAAAAAAAAUCUUUUGAGCCCCUAAUUUGCUAAUUUUGUCCUCGCUAAUCAAUGAAAAAAAAAAAUAUUAAAAUUCAUGACAGUUUUCAGCCUAAAUCCAUAUUCAUAAAUGAAUCACAUCCCUCAACAAAUCGGAACCUCAGCAUAUAUCAUUAUUUUAAAAAAAUUAUUUUAUCCUUAAAAAAUCAAUUUCACAAAAAAAAAUAAAAUUAAAAUUAAAAUACAGCAAAGUGAUUAUUUUAUUAAAUGAUAUGUGACAUCCACAUUCACAAAUUUCUGUGUUUUUUUGGUAUUUUUAUUUUAAUUUUAUAGAUACAAAAAAAAACCUGAAGAGAAAACCUUUUUCUGUCGGCACAACAUUGAUGAUAUGAAUGCGGUGAAAAAUGUGCUUUUGCGGAUAGACUGCAAUCACAUGCAGAUAGCUUUCCUAUAUAAUAUUGUAUUAGAUUGAAACAAAAGUCUUUUUCAUCCAUGAUAAAUAAAUUGUUGUUAGAAGUUCUGAAGGUACGGG
This is a messenger RNA of Chironomus riparius, 2369 nucleotides long. The record is from the annotation of a GenBank genome assembly. NCBI's taxonomy places the organism in Eukaryota, Metazoa, Arthropoda, Insecta, Diptera, Chironomidae.